AUGGAUGGUAAAAGAAAAGAUGUAUAUAGGUUAGUUUCACCAAUGAACAAUCCAAAGACUGAUAUGGAAAGUUAUGAAGAAGUUAACUUAGUUGCUAAUUCCAAUUUUGAGGUUCUGGCUACUUUCAGGUACGACCCUGGUUUCACACGCUGCUCACCGUCAAAGAAAGAAAUAUUUGAAAGUCCAGACCCUAGGUUGGGUCUACGAGACGAAGAGAUUAGACGGGAGAUCAUUAAGGAAGAUUACUUGAGCUACUUACGAGUAAGGGAGGUCAAUUCCGGCAGUGGUCUUCUCGAGAAUAUCCAACAUCCUGAUGUUUGGAAGCAGGAUUGCAAAACUAUUGUGUGCCACAGCAUAGAAGAUAUGCUGCAAGUCAUUUAUGAAAGGUUUUUCUUAUUAGAGGAGCAAUAUCAAAGAUUAAGAAUAGCAUUAUCAUACUUUAAGAUCGAUUUCAACACGUCUCUGAAUGAUCUAUUGAAGUUGUUGGUUGAAAACCUCAUUAAUUGUAAAGAAGGGAGUGCAGAGUAUGAUGUAAUCCAGAAAAUGAUCAACGAAAAGCAAUGUUAUAAAAUACGGGUACUUGUCUCUAAGAAAGGAAGUAUACGAAUUGAGGCAAUACAAUUACCCAUGGCACCUAUUCUAACAUUGACGACUAAUUGUGAUAGUGCUUCCACAUAUUUUAUCAAAACGAUGCUGAAUGGAUUUUUAAAUCAUAGCACAAUAAACUGGGAUGUUGUCAUUUCAUCUGAACCAUUGAACGGAUCGGCUUUUACCAGUUUCAAAACUACGUCAAGAGAUCAUUACGCUAGAGCAAGAGCUCGCAUGCAGACAGCUAUAAAUAACUUAAGAGGUUCAGAACCUGCCACUGCUGUCUCUCAAUGCGAAAUUUUAUUUCCCAACAAAUCUGGGCAGCUGAUGGAAGGUUCAAUAACGAACGUGGCCGUGAUUCGAAGAGAUCAUAACGGUACUAAGAAAUAUGUGACACCAAGAUUAGCUACUGGAUGCCUGUGCGGUACAAUGCGUCAUUAUUUAUUGCGGCUCGGUCUUAUCGAAGAAGCAGAUAUAAAGAUAGAAAGCCUCACGAUUGGCGACGAGGUCUUGCUUUUCAAUGGUGUUAUGGGAUGUAUAAAGGGAACAGUAAAAACGAAAUAUUAA
This is a messenger RNA of Saccharomyces paradoxus, 1155 nucleotides long. It is a transcript of the gene ABZ2, whose product is annotated as aminodeoxychorismate lyase ABZ2. The coding region runs from base 1 to 1155 and encodes 384 amino acids. Gene Ontology annotation, biological process: carboxylic acid metabolic process. NCBI's taxonomy places the organism in Eukaryota, Fungi, Ascomycota, Saccharomycetes, Saccharomycetales, Saccharomycetaceae. The transcript has a single exon. Gene Ontology annotation, molecular function: catalytic activity. The record is from RefSeq and is a predicted model, not a curated record.